Molecule: messenger RNA, 1013 nt
Organism: Octopus bimaculoides (California two-spot octopus)
Lineage: Eukaryota; Metazoa; Mollusca; Cephalopoda; Octopoda; Octopodidae
Source: RefSeq, a predicted model, not a curated record
CGAACGUUCUUUGUCCAAUUCCCUUGGACGCCCUAUUUGAAUGUACUUGAAUGUACUUGUAACAACAACCGAUUUGAUCGACUCAUUGAAAUAUCUAAAUAUUAUGGAAAGACAGUUAUCCGGAAAUGAGACUCAGCUAUCAGAAAAUGAUGAAAACGAUGUGACAAAUACCAAUGCCAUUAAUUCUACGAUUUCGAAAGACUUGAAUGUUCUUCAAGUUGUCUGCAGUAGCACCGUUGCUAAAGACAGUAAUAUUCCCGGGAAUAUCGACAAAAUAGUUAUUUCUUCGGUAAAGAAUGGCAGCGUUGCUGACUGCAAGGCAUUCGAUUAUUCCAACACAACCGAACGUGUUGGAAUCGAGAAUUAUCGCACGAAUUCCACCGAAAAUUCUAAACUACCUGAUCCCAACAACGACGCAAUUCCUGGAAGUACUGUCAUGUCUACUUUGAGAUUUCCAUCAUGGUCUAACUACAAUACUCUCUUGAUUCCAUCUGUUACUCUUGAAGAAAAACCUGUUGUCCAUAGCCAAGUUUCCUCGCCCCAUUCUAAAGAAACAGUGUUCAGUAAUCUAACCCCUAAACAGAAAUACCCAGGUCACGUAUCAAAUGCAGAACUGGCUAUGAUGAAACUCUCUGCCAAGACAUGUCAAAUGGCCAACGCCCUUGCCACGGAUGGAUUGCCGUUUGGGGUUUUUCUCGAGAAAAGAUUAAAGAAAAAUUUUUCUUUGAACGGUUUCUGUGUUCAGAAUGGCAAGAAUUUGAAUUUAAUUCCUGAAUUGGGAUUUACUGAGAAAAUUUCCGAAAACCCAGGACCGUUUUGUCCCGACACUGAUUUCCAUGUUUUCCGCCUCCAGUUCACACAGUUGCCUCAGGCUUGUCCUACUUGCUGGAGCAGUCAAAGGAAUCGAUUAGAGCACCAUGAGUAGAUGACUGGCUCAUCUGUCCUUUAAACCUCCGAGAAAACCACAAAACCUGUUUCCACAUUUCAAUUCAUUAAAUCUCCAAAUUAACUAA